AUGGUGGUGAUGAAGAUGAAGUUCCCCUUUGAGAAAAGGGUGAAGCUAGCCCAGGGACUGUGGCUCCUCUCCUGGUUUGCCACAGUGGCCGGGGCCAUAACCUUCACCCUGGGGUGCAUCCUUAAGACGGAGCUCCGCAGGAGGGCAGAGGUGAUGGAUAACUCAGACAUACAUGUUGUCCCCAACACCCUCAUGAUAGUUGGUCUGGCCUCUUUGGGUAUCAACUACUUUGCUUCAAAGAUCUGUCAAGAUGCCCUGGACACCGAGCGGUUUCCUCGCUGGAAGACCAUCUUGAAGCCCUACUUUGCCGUCUCUUGUUUCUUCACUGUCCUCAUGCUGCUGGCUGUCAUCAUGAGCUAUGCGAUGAAGGGCAGUCUGGAGUCUUCUCUGAAGGGUGGCUUGAGGAACGGCAUCCGCUUCUACAAGGACACAGACACCCCGGGCCGCUGCUUCCAGAAACAGAACAUCGAUCGCCUGCAGAUGGAGUUUCAGUGCUGUGGAAACAGUGACUUCAGGGACUGGUUUGAGGUCCAGUGGAUCAGCAACCGCUACCUUGAUUUCAGCACCAAGGAAGUGAAAGACCGCAUCAAGAGCAACGUGGAUGGCCGUUACUUGGUAGACGGUGUCCCGUUCAGUUGCUGCAACCCCAGCUCUCCACGGCCAUGCAUCCAGUAUCAACUCACCAACAACUCAGCUCAUUACAACUAUGAAUACCAGACUGAGGAGCUCAACAUCUACCUCCGAGGCUGCAGAGAGGCCCUGGUCAACUACUACAUGGGUCUGAUGAACACCAUUGGUGCUGGAGUGCUGUCAGUCUUCCUCUUACAGGGUUCUGUGCUGGUAAGCUUGCGGUUCCUGCAGACCGCCAUGGAGGCGGUGACAGGGGAGGAAAACACAGAAAUGGAGACAGAGGGGUACCUGCUGGAGAAAAGCGUGAAAGAAACCAUCAUGGAGUACCUCGACCCGGUGCUGAAGUUCCUCCUGCUCACAAACCAGGUGGAGGAGGGCACUACUGCAGCGGCCGACCCAGCUACCGCCUAAAUUACAUAGGAUGUACACACAUGUAAAUAAUUUUUACACAGAGAGCGCAGUGAUGAGUGAUCAUUUAAAUUGGAGAAGAGAACAUGAAACACAGAUUUGUAUGAAUUUCACAGAUUUAGGGAUAGUAUUUUUUAUUGCCAGAUGACCCUCACAUGUAAAGUAAAUGUUGACUUUAUUACUGUACUUGCCCAUUCAAAUUCCAUGUGCUGAACUGAUCCCUUCUCUGUAAACCACAUACUCCAUAACACCAGAGAAGAUACCCACAGACGUUAUUGUAAACCCAAUACUCUACAAUUCUACAAUUUGUGAGAUACUUGUUGGUACUCCUUAAUAUGAAUAAUACGCUCAAAAUCAUUGAGCACAUACUUCAUUUUUUAUCAUUUCACAGUUUUAU
Seriola aureovittata is the source of this 1435-nucleotide messenger RNA. It is a transcript of the gene rom1a, whose product is annotated as retinal outer segment membrane protein 1a. Gene Ontology annotation, biological process: visual perception. Gene Ontology annotation, cellular component: membrane. Lineage: Eukaryota; Metazoa; Chordata; Actinopteri; Carangiformes; Carangidae. The record is from RefSeq and is a predicted model, not a curated record. The transcript is spliced from 4 exons. Bases 1 to 1041 code for a protein of 346 amino acids.